Betta splendens (Siamese fighting fish) is the source of this 3240-nucleotide messenger RNA. RefSeq names its product glutathione S-transferase, C-terminal domain containing (gene gstcd). Lineage: Eukaryota; Metazoa; Chordata; Actinopteri; Anabantiformes; Osphronemidae. The record is from RefSeq and is a predicted model, not a curated record. The coding region runs from base 112 to 2016 and encodes 634 amino acids. The transcript is spliced from 12 exons.
CAUCUGGUGGCGCUGUGGAGCCAUUUCGGCUUUGGCACAAGCAGAGAAGAAGCAGCAGCACCGGGGAAACAACAACGUGGUUUAUUUCUAAUCUGGUUCACUUUAUUUACAAUGAAGCACACGGAAGCAAGGCAGCAGCAUCCUUCUCUCUAUUUAGAUGUUUGCUACCGGCGCGAGGAGCCGUGCCUGCCGCUCCACACCUCAGUCGCCCUGUUCCUCCUCUCCUACUGUAAGUGCAAGUCUUUCAACGUUUUCCUGGUCUCCAAACGACCUGGCAGCGCCCUGUCAUCGCUCAGGAGCCACAUCCCAGCGUCCGUGGACGCGUGUGAGCUCCAGGCGGAGCUUCUGCCGCGUCUGGUGAGAUGCUGCCGUCUGCCCGCGGUUCUGGAUGAGACGGGCCGCUCGUGCAGGGCAGGACUGGCAGUGGUUCUGAGACAUGUCAUCAGCCGGACCUUGGAGGAGGAUCCUUCACGGAAUGACGUGCGAGCACUGCUGGGCUUCAAGAAGACCUGCCUGAAGGCCUGUGCUGAGGUGAGCAAGUGGACCAGGCUGUGUGAAAUUGGCAUUCCUUCCGCCGUUGAAGAAUACCUCCAAAGUCCCACAAAUCAAUAUCCGCCGCCGCCGCUCCCCAUCCUCACGCUAGAGCAACGGCUAGCGGAGCCUGUCAAAGUCCACAAUGAUGAUAAAAUACGGAGGCAGAAACUCCAAGAGCAGAGAAAGCAUGAAAAGAUUGAGUCUGCUGAGGGCCGGCGGGACGCGGAGCUCCACUCUAAGCCUGCACAGGCGCCUCAGGUCCCCGACGGACUUGAGCUCAGGGCUGCUUUGGCCAGGCUGUCUGUGGAGCCAGUUCCAGCUCCCACCACUAGAGAGAACUCCGAGAUCAGGAAAGUGAGGACCACGGACCUGCCUCCGCUGGAGCAUGUAUUUGCUGAAGGGCUGUACUUCACUCUGACUGAUGUAGUGCUACUGCCGUGCAUCCAUAAGUACCUGUGUUGCCUUCAAGCGCACAAUGCGAGUGGCCUCCACCAGCUCCCCCACCUGCUGCGGUGGUACAGCCGUGUGCAGGAGGUACCUGGGGUCCUUGAGUCAGCCACGGCCUGUGGGAUGACACUGUUCGCCCCCCACAUUCCCACAUCUGGCCCCCCAGAACCAUCAGCAGGGAACAGUCCAACUAGUCCAGUGGAGCAGGAAGAAGCUAAUGAGACGCUUCCCUUUGUCGGCGGCCCCAGACCCACAAUGACCAAACUUAAGGAAAAUGGCAUCGAAGCAGUCUUCGCUCCUCAUCCGCGCCCCGGCUGGACCCUCCCAUGGGACAGCUUACCCGCAGCCAUCAACCCCAAUGAAGGGAAAAUGUCCGACGUGCGUGCAGACAGGAAGAGGCAACAGCUGAACAACCUGGUUGCCGCGGUUACGCAGCUAGCCAGGCCGGGCCACACCGUGGUGGAUUUCUGCAGCGGAACGGGCCACGUGGGGAUCGUCCUGGCUCACGCGCUGCCCGAUUGCCAGGUGAUUCUCAUAGAGAACAAAGAGGAGUCACUGGUCAGGGCACAGAGCCGCUGCACUGAGCUCGGCCUGGAGAACAUCGGCUUCAUCCAGGCCAACCUGGACUACUUCACCGGGCCGUUCCACGUCGGGGUCGGGCUCCAUGCAUGCGGCGUGGCAACAGACAUGGUGAUGGAGCACUGCAUCCAGGCCGGCGCCGCCUUCGUCGUCAGCCCUUGUUGCUACGGCUUCAUUCAGAACGCGGUCAAGUUCACGUUCCCCAAGAGCAAAAGGUUUCAGGAGACUCUGACUUACAAGGAACACAUGGUCCUCUGCCGCUUCGCCGACCAAACCGCUGUCCAGCUCCCCCCCGAGAGGCGGCUCAUAGGUAAACAGUGCAUGGGCCUGGUGGACCUGGACCGCUCGUGGGCAGCAGAGACUCACGGCUACUCGGUGCAGGUGACGACCAUGGAGCCAGAAAGCUGUUCACCAAAGAACAACAUGCUGGUGGGAAGGCCUGGAAGGCAACACUAGCAAAAAAACGCUCGCAAAGGCCUAAAUAGGGCGACGACCACGUUGUGCAGCAAAGGGUUGGGAGCAGCGGGCCAGGUACCGACAGAAGGAGCGGGACUUCAAAGGCGGAACCCUGCCGGAUGAUCUGUGGAUGAACGUGUGUGUUUGUGAGAUGCUGCAAAAGCAAAAUAACGCAUCCGGUAGAGAUGUGCCCGGGUUCUACAGAGAACCUGAUUAUUCCUCACAGGGUGCAUGUGAAUAUGUUAUGCAUCCUGUAAUACGUUGAGCAGCUAUGAAUAUUUGAUGCUGCUGGUGAAAAAGGUCAGCGUGCUUGAUUAGGAGUGCGGCGUUCGCAGCCCGGCAGCUCGCAGUCGCACACUAUGUUCUCCGUUUCCAAUCCUGUGCCGCCGCAGACGCUCCGCAGCCCCUAAGCUUUCGGUCCAUCAGCUGAAACUGGUCCGUUUCUCUGAAUAAUGCUUGAGGAAUCGGGGGAGGCGUCGUUUCCCUGUUCACGCUCGGCGGAGAGGCGGCGGCGGCUCAUCUGAAUGCAGGCGGCGCAGUCAAUCUGUCCCGGGGUGAAUGGCCACAGACACAGCUCCCUCCAAGGACUGGAAUUAUUUCAAAAGGAGGCGUCUGAGUCGCUGUUCACGCUCGCGGCUCUGCACAAGUGCACAUUACAGAAAUGCAUAUAGGCAGAAAGGAGGGAGCGAGAGAGUGGGUGGCGAGUGUGAGUGUGGAGGUGAACAGUGGGUUGAUUCAACUCCGACACCCGGGGCCGGAAGGUGACUUGACAAGACCCUUUGUUUAAGCAUAGCUGUUAGACCCUUGAGCUUACUUCUAUGCAAACAAAGCAUUUCUUUGCUAAUAAUGAGCCUCGUGAAGCCUUGGUGACAGCGAGCCACUGAGCAAAAUCUACUUUUAGAGUGAGUGAUUUUUCAAAUCUGUGAAAACUAUUGUCUUUUGUGAUCUUGGCAGUCGCUCUUAAGCAGACGCGUCUCGCCUCUGUGCGCUGGCCUGGAGAUUCCUCUCCAUUACUACAGUUCAUUGAUGCUCUCUAUCCGUGGCCUCCUCCCUGAUGCUAUGAAACGCUGACCUUGUUUGUGUGUUCUGGGUUACUGUAACAGGCUCCGACGUAAAGGUGGGAUGAAAUGGGUACCGAAGGCCUGGCUGCUGCCCUUUGUGUUUUGCAUACGUUGCUCCUGAUGUGAUCUCUGAUUUUCUAAUAAACAUUGUUGAUUAUAAUUA